AUGUCGAGUAUACCGGCAGCACAGGGUGAGGCGCCCACUGCCCCCGCAGCCACAGCCGAUGACGAUCAAAUCUCGAUGCCUCGCCUCUCGGAUGGCGCCUCGAGCCAACAGAGCGGCAGCACAGGAAGCAAGCAAUAUGCAGCAGCGCUACUCGCCAACGGACAAGAAGCUGACGCCUCCGAAUCACGUUUCGUCACCAGCCGCACCGAGCUGUGGGCCUUCUACAUCUACUACAUCGGCAACUGA
Molecule: messenger RNA, 246 nt
Organism: Moesziomyces antarcticus
Lineage: Eukaryota; Fungi; Basidiomycota; Ustilaginomycetes; Ustilaginales; Ustilaginaceae
Exons: 1
Coding region: 1-246 (81 amino acids)
Source: RefSeq, a predicted model, not a curated record